UUGUUGAUGAUCCAGUGCGGAAACUCGCACCGAAGUUUCCGUGGUCAUCUCUCUUUCAUCUCGCGCGCUCGUCUUCGUCUUCGUCUUCGAUUCUGCAUCGCUUGUCCAUCCUCAGGCCUCGAGUAAUUUUACGUUGUUUCGAUUCCAAUUCUUCGAAACUGGAGAGACAUCGCCCAACUUCUUCGGCGCCGCCGUGGCCAUCCGACGACCACCGCCCCAAUUUCAACCACCAGUUUGAUCCCUAUGUUCAAUACCCCAAUCACCAUCCCGUGCCUCCUUUUGGCGAGCCCAAUUACCCCCCACAGUACCCACACCGUCCGCAAGCGCCGCCGCCUCCGCCGCCUCCGCAACACCAGCCGCCGUUCCAGCACCAGCACCAGCCUCCGCCCCCGCCCCCGCCGCCGCACCAGCACCAGCAGCCGUACCAGCACCAGCGUAAUAACUGGAACCAUCCAGAGUUCCAUAAUCCUCCGCCGGACUACCGUCCCCCGCCACUCUUUAACGGCGGGACCCAUGAGGUGUUCGGAAACGGCGGUAUGAGGCCGAAUUAUGGGAAUCAAAAUGCUAAUUUGGGGCGUAAACGGCCUAGAAACCAGCCCAUCAGAACAGUUCCUGCAGAUCAUGCUGAGGCUGGUGGUACUGCGAAAUUGUAUGUUGCACAAGUUCCCCGAACAGGAACCGAAGAAGCUAUUCGUCCCUUGUUUGAAGUUCAUGGAGAGAUUCUCGAGAUUGUCAUAUUAAGGGAUAAGCUAACUGGCCAACAACAAGGUAGUUGUUUUGUGAAAUACGCUACCUCCAUUGAAGCAGACAGGGCAAUCAGAGCUUUGGACAAUCAGUAUACUUUUCCUGGAGAAAUGACUCCUAUCAAUGUGAAAUAUGCCGAUGGUGAAAAGGAGCGCCUUGGAGUACUUGAAAAAUUGUAUGUUGGUAGCUUGAAUAAAAAUACUACAAAAAGGGAAAUUGAGGAGGUAUUCUCACCUUAUGGUUUUGUUGAGGAUAUUUAUAUCAUGCGUGAUGAGCUGAAGCAAAGCCGAGGAUGUGCCUUCGUUAAGUACGCUCGUAGAGAUAUGGCAAUGGCAGCAAUUGAAGCAUUGAACGGAAAAUAUACGAUGAGAGGUUGUGAUCAGCCGUUGAUUGUUCGUCUUGCAGAACCUAAGAAACCCCGGAUUGGUGAACAAAGAAGCAACAUGUCAGGCAGCCCAAAAUUUGGUCAUCAUCCACACCCAUUUAGACCAGAGCUUCCUCUUGGCCCUCCUGCUGGAGGAUGUUUUCCUAAUAACCCAUAUCCCGGACAACAAAACUCUGCAAGUUUAGGGCCACCAAAGAGUGCUUCCCAAGUGGUAUCCCAUGCCCCUUUCGCUCCUAAUAGCAUACAGAAGCCACCCCCUCAAAUACAAGAACCCUCGUCAUCUUUUUCUCAAAUGCCAUUGCGACCGAUGAGACCGACACAGCAAGUUUGUCAGCCUCCUACACAGACUGAUUUUUCUAAGAUGCCGAAUCAGGUGCAUAGUCAGCCCAGGCAAGAUUCACAUCAGCAGCAGCAGAAUUUACAGGGUCCUCCAGCACGCGAUGUUCAAACCUUUACCGGUACUCCCAACUCGCCUAUGACACAUCCAAGUUCUCAGGUAGAGGGUCCUCUGGAGUGCGAUUGGAGCGAACACACCUGCCCGGACGGUUUCAAAUACUAUUAUAACUGUGUCACCUGUGAAAGCUUGUGGGAGAAGCCAGAGGAGUUUGCCACUUUUGAGCAACAAUCAAAGCAGGAAAAGCUUCAAAAACCAAACCGUGCAGGUCGCUCUUCUCCAGAGGGGCUUCCUCAGCCAAAUCUCUUCAAACCCAACGUCCAAACUUCCGCAGCUGUACGAGAGUUGGAUUGUAUGCGACUUCAAUCAAAAGCAAGUCCUGUUGUUAGUCCAGCCUGUGUUUAACAAUGCUGUUUAAGUUAUUAGGAAGGUUAUUUAGGAUAUUUAGUAGUUUAUCCUGUUAGCAACUAACGUUGAUCCUUUUGAUGCCUAGUCAUUACAAUGUGAAUUAGGAUGGUAACAAAGACUACACGUUAGCUGCUCGACUAGCGAGUACACGAUGAUUUUGUAAUGCUCGUGUAAAGCUGAUGCUAUAUAGUCUAUUGGCAAUCUCAAUGUUCCUGCAAACACUUGGUAUAGUAUAUGUAUGAAGGAGAUAGGCUAAGCUUGCAUGCCACUUCUGUCGAGUUGCUUCUCUAAACGGUAAUUAAUGUGAUAUUAAUACUUUAGAAGCUGUUGUUCUUA
Molecule: messenger RNA, 2267 nt
Organism: Cucurbita maxima (winter squash)
Lineage: Eukaryota; Viridiplantae; Streptophyta; Magnoliopsida; Cucurbitales; Cucurbitaceae
Product: flowering time control protein FCA-like
Exons: 14
Coding region: 537-1928 (463 amino acids)
Cellular component (GO): ribonucleoprotein complex; nucleus; cytoplasm
Molecular function (GO): mRNA binding; protein binding
Source: RefSeq, a predicted model, not a curated record